This is a messenger RNA of Gloeophyllum trabeum ATCC 11539, 2346 nucleotides long. RefSeq lists its product as uncharacterized. Lineage: Eukaryota; Fungi; Basidiomycota; Agaricomycetes; Gloeophyllales; Gloeophyllaceae. The record is from RefSeq and is a predicted model, not a curated record. Gene Ontology annotation, biological process: Golgi to plasma membrane transport; exocytosis. Bases 1 to 2346 code for a protein of 781 amino acids. The transcript is spliced from 12 exons. Gene Ontology annotation, cellular component: cytoplasm; exocyst.
AUGGGCGACUUUGUCGGUUCCUUCGACGGACUAUCCUUAGUGCCGGCCACAACCGCCCUGCCAGACGCAAAGCCAUCGUUCCGCGCAAUGUACAUUAGGGUGCAUAAUCUUCUCAAGCCUCUCACGAAAGCUUUGACUUCGCAGUCGCACCUGCUUCUAUCCUCCCUGUUCCCUCCUCCAGUGCCGCCGCUUCGAUUGCAGUCUCAGGCUCUCCGCCUGCUUUCCUCGUUUCUUUCUCCAGAGGUACAGCCGCUGUCAUCAUGGCAAUCUCUACGCUCGUCACUGCGCCUGGCGAUCGACCGAUUCGAGGCGAAUCUACUGAGCGAGUUUGAAAUUGCAGACAGCAAGGCAGACGAGAAUGCUAUGCGCGAGGCUGCGGAGGCUAGCUGGAAUGUCUGGCAGGGUCACGGCGAGUGGGAACUGGGCAAAGUCUGGGCGGAAAAGCGUGAAAUAUUUUACGAGCAAGGUCGCUGGAAUCCCUUGGAUAACUUUACAGAAACCGGUGCCUUAGCGUUUGAUGCAAUGGAUAUUCUCAUGACGAACGUAUUGGAAGCCCUAAGGGACCACGGCGCGCGGGCCGUACGCGUCUUUCCACCCGAGUCGAACGUGCUGCUCUCGUUUGCUGACCGUAUUGCAGUCGAAGUAGUAUGUGAAUACAUUGCCCAGCUGUUAACGCGCGCACGGGAGAUUUCGAACGCGGUCUUCCUACAAGCGACCGCUGCUACGUUCAAGGAGGCAUGGCGGAUGGUUGAUACCGUGAUGCAAGUCGCAGAACAGCGCGCAGACUGCUUGGUCACAAGGACCAAGGCGGAAGAUGUCGUGUAUCGCAUGUUCGAGACGAACAUGGAUGAAUAUCUUGACGAGGAGGUAGAGUCAUUGAAGCAUAAUUUUGAUGUUAUCUGCCGGAGCUGGGAUAAACAGACGUCCCAGGCAUCCACGGUGCUUACGACUUCCCGCGAGGGCGCGCGUUUCCUUGGUUCCCAGAACCCGGCGCAAGUGAAACGGAACGUCCUUGCUUCCUUCACCGACGUCUUGCUUCUGCCUGUGACGAUAGUCCCGCGCACAGUUGGUGCCGUCGGUGCUGCCCUCCAGACGGGCGGCACCGCGGCCGCGCAGGGCAUCGCCAUGCUCAACCCCCAGCGUUGGGGCGGCAGCGGGGCGGUCGGAUCGGGCGGGUCGGGUAGAGACGGUUAUAGCCGCGACUUCCAGUUACAAGAUGGCGAUAAUGUCCUCUUCGAAUUCGCUUCGAUGUCUUCUCAGAAGACAACAACGACCGCGGUCACUUCUGUCAAGACACAUUCGGUUGGCACGUCCACAACGCAGUCUAAUGGCGCUCAGUCGGACAAAAUGGAGCUCUUGCUUUCGUUAGAUAUCGCUCUGGAACUUAUCCACGCUGAUCGUGAAGCGCUCAAGCGUGCUGAGACUUUCGCAGGGUAUCCAGGGCAUUACGGACAUCGCGUGCACGAUACCAUGGAGGAAAUAUUCAUACUGCUGCUCCAGACUAUGAGCGAGAAACAUCUCGUUCCUGGCUUCAACGCAGCAACCGAGCGUAUGCGAGCAUAUAAGCCCGCGGAACAUUCCGAGACGACGAGCGUCGCGCCGCUGAUGCAGUUCUUCGAGCUUGUGCAUGUUGGAGACACGAUACAGUCCAUGGUCCAGGUCUACUUUGACAAGGAGCUGGCACCCCGGAUAGACAAGACCGAUUUCCUGAACGGCGUUGUGCGAGAGAAGAAGCGAUUUGAGAACGCGCUCGACGACUCGGUAGCUGCGGGCCUCAACGCCGGGACGGAAGUGCUGAUGAACCAGGUCGAACAUAUUAUCCUUACCCUUACCCAGCCUCGCGAGUACUACCCUCCGGAUGACGCGCCUCCGCUGGAGCUCGGUCCCACGAAAGGAUGCCAAGAGGUUAUCAAGUGUCUGGAUAUGCAUUGUCAGCUGUUAAAGGGAAGUACGACGAAAGAUGUGCUGGAGGUGUUUUACCAGGAAGUCGGGUGGCGGUUGAUCGCGAUCUUGCAGAAGCACAUCAAACGACAGAUAAUAUCGCUAACGGGCGGCUUUCAGCUCAUUGCGGAUUUGAAUGCAUAUCACGCGUUCAUCGCGUCGCUCAAGGUUCCCAGUAUAACGGCUGAAUUCUCUCAUCUGAAAAUGCUCGGUCAUGUAUACGUCGUCGAUGACGCGAAGGACCUAGCGCAGAUUGUCAGGGACGUUACCAGGUACGGUGGUGCAUACAAGCCAGAGGACAUUUACGAGUUUAUCCAGCGGCGAGCUGACUGGAAGAAAAUCGAAAAGACGGUUGAUAAAACGAUGUACAACCUCAGCUUCAAGGAAGAUUGUAUUGUCUGUUAA